AAAUGCAAUCAAAUGAUUAAUCUUUGCCAUUACUAAUGUUACUGGAUUUAUUAACCUACUUAGACUUAUUCACCGAAGCAAUAUUAACAUAUAAACAUGAGCACUUCAGUAGAUCCACGACGCAAGGAAAAGGUUAACAGGUAUAAACCCCCACAGAAUCAAGGCCAGGCUGCCAGUUCCAGCGAGGAUCUUAUGCCGGAUUAUAUGAACAUUUUGGGAAUGAUUUUUUCAAUGUGUGGCCUAAUGAUGAAACUGAAAUGGUGCGCAUGGUUUGCGCUCUAUUGCUCAUGCAUUAGCUUUGCAAGUUCGCGAGUGAGUGAUGACGCAAAGCAGGUGCUGUCAUCGUUUAUGUUAUCAGUGAGUGCAGUGGUCAUGUCCUAUCUUCAAAAUCCCUCACCAAUGACACCCCCAUGGGCUCCAUCUGCGUAGUGACUUUCCUGUAUACAUGUUUCAACAGACCAAAGACUUUCUAACCGGAUAAAUUUGUUUUUGCUGAAUCCUAUAUUUUGGCUGUAUUUCUUUAUUCAUUCUGAACGUUUGGAAUAAACUUUUUCGUUUACUUUUCUUUAGAACGUUCCUGAUGAUAUGUUAACGCAUAUUUCAAACGCAUUGUUUAUUCCGGCUGUGAAAAGGGAUUAUACGGAAUGUAUAAAGAAACGCAGCCAUUGUGUCUUAAAACCCAGAGUAACCUAUCUAUAAAACAUAAAUGAUGAACGUUCGAGUUGCAAUCACAACUGCAGUGUUGCGCGAAUUAUUAAAGUAUAGCGUUCUGUGUGAA
Messenger RNA from Rhagoletis pomonella (apple maggot), 778 nucleotides. Its product is annotated as protein Asterix. The coding region runs from base 97 to 429 and encodes 110 amino acids. Gene Ontology annotation, cellular component: endoplasmic reticulum membrane. Gene Ontology annotation, biological process: protein insertion into ER membrane. NCBI's taxonomy places the organism in Eukaryota, Metazoa, Arthropoda, Insecta, Diptera, Tephritidae. Gene Ontology annotation, molecular function: protein folding chaperone. The transcript is spliced from 3 exons. The record is from RefSeq and is a predicted model, not a curated record.